This is a messenger RNA of Cadophora gregata, 1818 nucleotides long. RefSeq lists its product as uncharacterized. Bases 1 to 1818 code for a protein of 605 amino acids. Gene Ontology annotation, cellular component: cytoplasm. Gene Ontology annotation, biological process: cellular response to oxidative stress. The transcript has 2 exons. The record is from RefSeq and is a predicted model, not a curated record. NCBI's taxonomy places the organism in Eukaryota, Fungi, Ascomycota, Leotiomycetes, Helotiales, Ploettnerulaceae.
AUGGCGGACUUCACAAUUAAAGCAAUUACGGAGAGUCUGCCGCCGGCGACGGACCCUAUCACCUACCUCACGAUCCUCGAGACUCACAUGUCCCCAGAGAUUCUGCCAACUCUGAACGACAUCCUCCAAGAUGCCGAGUUGACACAGAGCAUAGGUUGGGACUUGAUCCAUUUACUCCUCCCUAUGCCAGACUCGCGGAAAUGUCUAGAUACAAUCGCUCGACUUGGAAAUCCAAGAGAGGUGGUUUUGAAGGUUACUGAGUCUUUGCAGUUAUUGGAUCUGGAUGUGGACGAGAACGAGGACGAGGAACAAGUGGAGAAAGGAAAGGAGGCUGGAUUGGAGCCCUCUUCGAAGGAAAAGUUCUGCACGCUGGUCAAUCUUCUGGCUAUACUACAUCCUCGAAUCAAGACGAAGAAUCCUUCACGUUUCCUCUCAACCUCUCUUAUGGCAAUACUCUCCUCCUAUCGCCCCUCAGAUGAAGCUACACUUGCAGUCAUUUCUUUCGUACACACAAUCUCAGGCAAGAAGCGUCCUUCUCUGCCUGACCGAAAGUCAAGCCUGAAUAUACAAAUUGCUUCAAGUAGCUCUGCCGGGCCUUUGGCGCCUGAUCCCGAAGCACAAGACGAAGACCCAGCAGAAGCAGCGAUUCAACAGAAACUUUUACAGUCUUUUGUUACACAUGUUUUGGAAGAAUUUAUAAAUGCGAAUGCUUUGGAUUGGGCUGCCAGAUUACAAGAACAUUUUCACCCUCGAAUGGUUGUUCCUGUAAGGAAAAGCAUUGGCGAGACAUACAAGGAUGAUCCGGCACUUGUUACAAGAACAGCCAUCGUUGGACAAUUAGUCGCUCUAUCUCGUGACCUAGGGCUCUUAGACAUCGCUACACUCUUCGAUGCCAUAUACAGCACUGGUUCACCAAUUUCAGAGAACGAGACAGAGUACCCAUCAUCACCUGGCGAAAUUCCACUUUCCCAAGCGGGUUCACUCUUUCUCAUAAUCUCGUCCAUAUUUUCUUCGGUUCUCUUCGAGUCGAAGAUUGCACUGCCGAAGCUCACGAUCUUCCCUGAUCAUGCGAAGCUUGUUCAACACUUUAUUGGCACCGGUGGACCUGGAAGUAUUGGGAAUGAAGAAACCGGAGUCAUCGAUGCUGUUUUGGCGUUGGGUUUAUGGCUGGAGAACAACAACAAUUUCGUUGCUGGACCUCUCGAGGACGAGGACUUCCUGCAACAUCUCCAAUCCAUCUCUCUAAUGUCUGCUAACACGCCGUCUCCGACGCUACGAUAUGCUGCACACGUUCUCACUUCGUCAAUCUUACAUGCACACCCAAUGGAUCGAUUACGAUUAACAUUCAUCUCGGAUACUUUGGAGCAUUGCCCAUUUGAGUCCUUGAAAGGAUCGGCAGUCUCAUGGUUGAAAGAAGAAAUAAUUACGGCACAUACUCGGAAAUCAGAGAAUGUGUUUGCUUCUACAGUUGCGCUCGCUGCCGCCCAACCAUAUUUGUUCCCAGACACGUCCCCACUGGCAGAUGCCUCGGACGAUGAGCUCCUUCAAGAGCUGGAGCAAUCAUUUCCAUUCCAUAUGGUCGUUGUCAACUUCCUUUAUUUCAUUGGGGGAGAGACAUACUCUCAUCUUGUCCCAUCCGGCAUGAUGGGCGUUGUGGAAGAAAUUUACCUGGGACCUCUGAGGACCGCCCAAGAGAAGGGACUAAAGGUAUUGAAUCCAAGUCCGGAAAGCGCAGCCCAUGUUGGUGGAUCGAAGAUGGAUUUGCAACUUUUGGGAGAUCGAAUUGCGAUGUGCUCAGCGCAGAUUGAGGGAAUAUGA